Mycena indigotica is the source of this 387-nucleotide messenger RNA. RefSeq lists its product as uncharacterized. The record is from RefSeq and is a predicted model, not a curated record. Lineage: Eukaryota; Fungi; Basidiomycota; Agaricomycetes; Agaricales; Mycenaceae. The coding region runs from base 1 to 387 and encodes 128 amino acids. The transcript has 4 exons.
AUGAACCACCAACCAGACAAAGUUCUCAACGCUGUGGCCUCCAUGCAAACCGAGGCGGAGGCCUUUUCGGUCAGACUGCAACAGCUCAAAGAAGACCGUGAUCACCCUGCGCGUUUGGCGAACAUCACGAUGCUGGACGAGGCUAUUGCUACAGAUAAGAAGGAGGAAGACGGGAUUCAUGCCUAUAUCGCCCUCCACUUCCCGCAACACCUGACUCGCACAACCUUGGCUGGUCCCAGCAAGCAUGCGCUCGAACCUGAUGGAGAGGAGGAGGCUGAAACGGCUGCUCGCCCAACGAAGAAGAAGAAAUUCGGCAAGGUUGUCGUUGUUCCAUCGACUAUGAUGCGGCGGUCCUCUCGCUCGAAAAGUCGUUAUACUGGCGCGUAG